UGCAUCCGGAUACUAUUCCGGUGGAAUAUAUUACGGUAAUGAAAUUCGCCAUGGCAGUCCGGACAUUUGUCGCGAAUUGAACUCUGAAUUCCAUCGAAACUACCAGUUGAACAAUCAGAUGGAAAUACUGAACCAAUCGAUAAUACCAUUUCCGGUUCGAAUCGUCACAGCGACAUACAAAAUUGUUAUCGAAAAUUCACCGUUCGCUGUUAAUAAUAUUGUCACAAAUGCAUGCCUGCCGAAAUCGUGCACAUAUCACGAUUUAAUUCAAGUUAUGUCGUAUCGACUGCAGAUACCGAAUCUUCGGAAUGGUUUGUUUCUGAGCAGUGGUGAACUGGUGAAAUUACGAUUAAUGGACAGUACGUACGCGAUUUAUGAAGACAGUAGCUUCUAUGUAUUGGCUGUUCUCACCAUACUGAUUUUAAUGUUAAGCAUUGCCGCAUGGCUCUACGACCACUUUACCAAUUUCGAUGGUGAUUCCAAUGAUAAUUCAAUUACUUCCAACCGACGUUCAUUCCAUAGAUCACCAGAGAGUACUAUCAUGACUCAAUCAGCAAUCCAACAACUAACGAAACUAAACAAUUCUGAACAACCGAACUGCCUGACCGAAUUAAAGAUGGAUCCAUUCGCUGAAAGCAUGACCGUCAACAAUAUCAACACCAACAAGCACGUCAAUCUGGUUCAAGUGAAAAAGAUUAAAGCGCAGAAUUCAGCCUCAGCCACCAUCAGCUUGGACAUUAUAGCAGGAAAGUGUGACUAUGUCAAUCACAACGGCAAAGUCCGUCAAAACUGUAAAUCCAAUAGUACGGCGAGGAAAAUUGUGCUGGCUUUCUCGUGGCGUAAGAACCUCAAUCAUCUCAUGAACGCUAAUCAGUUUGAAUGCAAUGAAAUCGCAGCUGUUUGUGGAGUACAGGUUGUGGGUGUUAUGUGGAUAAUGUUGGUCCAUACUUGUACGGUUCUGUCGUAUGUUUGCGACAACAAAGUCUACCGCAACAGUAAAUACAAUUUUGGUAUAUUGGCAGCCAUAAUAAACACCGGAUCAUUUUCUAUUGACACCUUUUUCUUCCUAAGCGGCGUCCAGAUUACCUAUACAUUUUACAAGACAAUUAAAACCAUUCUAAACGACCAUUCCAUUGGAACUUUGGACCAGGUCAUACACUUUGCAGCAAUGAUCAUACAUAAAGUGUUGAGGUUAAUCUUUCCCUACUUAGUCGUACUGCUGAUGCUUCAGAUCGUGAUGAAGUAUUUCUAUCACAACAGUAUCGUAGAAAUUCCGUCGCAAGAUCACAUGACUUGUCAGGAAAAUAUGUGGCGAAAUAUGCUCUUCAUCGAUACCUUUUUUCCGAUUAAAGAAAGAUGCAUGCCAUGGUCGUGGUUCUUUAGUUUAGAUUGUCAGUUUUUCGUUGCAGCUUCAAUUAUUCUAUUGAUUGCAAACAACCAUCCACGAUACGCUACUGUUAUUUGUACCGCAUUCUUUGUCAGCUCAUUUGUAACAACCACCAUAGUUCGAUACAAUAAACAUCCAAAGAUAAGUCUAACAUACGAGGACCAGAUCGCUGAAUUUAAUAGCGUAUACGAUCAACCAUGGACUAGAAUUGCUCCUUUCCUACUUGGCAUGUGUCUCGGAUAUAUUUUGUUCAAAACGAACGAAACGAUUCGAUUGAACAUUUUUGUCAUCAUUUCCGGUUGGAUUGCAUCGGUGCUACUGGUAUGUGGCAUCUCAUUUAGGAACAUAUUUCUGGUAAAAUCAAACCUAUGGAUAGAGGCAGCACUUUCUUCCUCAACGCACACUGUUGGGCCGAUGAUUCUGUUUUGGAUCAUUUUAUCGUCGAUUUCGCAAUAUCAAGGUUUCAUUGGCCGAUUUCUUUCAUCGAAACGAUUAAUUCCGUUGAGCAAGCUAACCAAUUGUAUUUUAAUGGUUCAUCCGUUGAUAACACGACUGAUAAUACUCGACUCCGAGCAAAUAUUUCACUUGUCUCUAGCCAUUUUAUUCACAACAUACAUCGGAUUUUUGGCACUAUCAUUUACUGCUGGCUUCGUCCUGUACAUGUUCUUCGAAGCACCAUUAACAUCCUUGCUGCAGAAUGUCUACUAUAAGAGUGUUAAGUGAUUCCGUGAAUUCGAAAUGUUUUGUUGAAUUUGAAAUAAAAACUAAAAAUUGUACCUUUUUUUCACAACGGGAAAGAAACUA
This is a messenger RNA of Bradysia coprophila, 2191 nucleotides long. RefSeq names its product nose resistant to fluoxetine protein 6-like. The record is from RefSeq and is a predicted model, not a curated record. NCBI's taxonomy places the organism in Eukaryota, Metazoa, Arthropoda, Insecta, Diptera, Sciaridae.